Microbotryum saponariae is the source of this 1030-nucleotide messenger RNA. NCBI's taxonomy places the organism in Eukaryota, Fungi, Basidiomycota, Microbotryomycetes, Microbotryales, Microbotryaceae. The record is from the annotation of a GenBank genome assembly.
AUGCUUCCGCUUAUUCUGCGUCGAGGGAAGGGAGGAAGAAGGUGAGUGCCCGAGGCGUUGUCUUGUCUGAUCCCCGACUCCUGACUCUCGAGCGGCCAGCCCCACCGCAAUCAUCCUUCGGGCGCUUUUCCCCACAUUGCACCUACCGCCACAGGCUAUUUACAUUCAGAUGGAGCCCCUCUCCUCGAUCUACCUCCUCGGCUGCGGAUCCUUUGGCUCGAACCUCCUCCCCGAGCUCUCAACGUUUCGAGCGCGCCUGAUGCGCACUGCAGGGACGAUCGGGCACACGCGACUGAACGUUUCGUCGCUCACUUCGGCCAGGUCGAGGUCGAGAGCAAGUAUUGUGAGUUCCUCAAUCGAGAGUUCGACCCUUUCACAGCAGACGAGUCGUUUGAUUAUUCUCACCUCCCGAAACAUCGAUCAAAGCGUUCAAAUUGAUGUUCGUGCGACAAGUCAUCCCGGAAGAGGAUGCGCUCAUGCAAGCCAACCCACCCGUUCACCUCUCAAUAGUUCGGCUCGCCUCUCUCGCUCGAUUAUCAUCCCAGUCCUGCAUUGGCUUUGCUGGUUGACGACGAGUGCUUGGACUUCUUCAAGAAAUGCUAUGGCCUGUUGAAUGCCGUCCAAGUGUGUCCUGCUCCGUUGCGACGAGCGUGAGUUACAGAGUCUAAGCUCGCCUUUGCGGCUCGGCGCACCCUAAAAGAGUGACCUAAAUUCCUAUCCAUCUGUAGAUGCCAGUCCUUCCUGGCGCACUCUCAACGAUCCUCACUCCAGCAGCAGCCUCCCAGAUCGAUCCCACCUGAUCCCACCCCAACAAGGGACAGCCUCCUGAACCGAUCGAGCUUCCGGAAUCAGAAGUGCAGAACAACAGUUUGACGGCCUGCACGCUUCUCGAGGCAUCUGGAAUCCCUCGCGGUCGAUGCCAUGGACACACGAAGCCGUGUCGCCAGACGGACGUGCUCGAGCAACCAUUUGCGACGUUGAUGAAGAGUCUGUGACAUGUGGAAGCGGCGAAUGCACCGUCAUCCGAUGA